Molecule: messenger RNA, 1053 nt
Organism: Dothidotthia symphoricarpi CBS 119687
Lineage: Eukaryota; Fungi; Ascomycota; Dothideomycetes; Pleosporales; Dothidotthiaceae
Product: FtsJ-domain-containing protein
Exons: 6
Coding region: 1-1053 (350 amino acids)
Biological process (GO): RNA methylation
Cellular component (GO): mitochondrion
Molecular function (GO): rRNA (uridine-2'-O-ribose)-methyltransferase activity
Source: RefSeq, a predicted model, not a curated record
AUGCUCUCACGACGCGUUUUCCAGCAGCUUACCGACAGCGUCCUGCUGUGCUCGAGUUACAGACCAGCGGCGUCUUCUUGUGUCGCUGCAAGAUGUACUUGUUGCUGCGCUCGUAGCCGAACAAAUACAAUCUCCGUUCGCCCCUCCUCGUCCUCGUCGACGAGAUGGAAAUCGCGCCAGGGAAAUGAUUUCUUUGCCAAAGAGGCUCGUGUCCAAGGCCUGAAGAGUCGUGCCGCGUUUAAGCUGCUUGAAUUGAAUGAGAAGCACAAGCUGUUCAAACCCGGCCAGACUGUCAUUGAUCUGGGCUUCGCGCCGGGUUCAUGGUCCCAAGUCGCAGUAAACCGCACAUCUCCAGAAGGCCGCGUCAUUGGCAUUGACAUGAUCCCUGCGCAACCCCCUCGAGGCGUCUCUACCAUCCAAGGCGACUUCCUCUCGCCUGCCAUCCAGGGCGAAGUCCGCGCCUACGUGCGCGACCCCGAGCUUGGGCGACAGCGCACGCAAACUAUAUCUACACAAAGCGAUGGGGUCACGGAAAAAGAGCUGGAUGUUAUGGAACGAGGCUACAUCGAUAUGGAACGACAAGCGCAUCUAGGCGGCGCAGAGACGGCACCAGAAGAAACAAACGAGCAGGCUGCAGACACCAAGUUGACGCGCAAGGAGCGCGAUGUUCAGCAAGGACGGUCUGUCGAUGUGGUGUUGAGUGACAUGUCAGAACCCUGGGACCAAGUCGCUGGCUUCUAUAAAAAGAGCCUUAGUGACCCGUAUUUUAGGAUGAUGAACACCAGCGGCAAUGGGUUUAGAGAUCACGCUGGUAGUAUGGACCUUUGCAUGGCCGCGUUGACGUUCUCGUUCGACACACUGAAGACUGGCGGCCACUUUUUGUGCAAGUUUUAUCAGGGGGAUGAGGAGAAGGCUUUCGAGACGAAACUGAAGCGGAUGUUUGCCAAGGUACACCGAGAGAAGCCUGGUUCGUCACGCAGUGAGUCGAGAGAAGCGUACUUUGUGGCUCUGCGCCGCAAGGAGGCACCGACAAGAGAGGAGGUUUUCCGGUGA